GGUGGGGCGGCCGGCAGGCGCAGGGCGGGCUGAGGCCGCCCGCGGCGCGCUGGGCGGCCGCCAGCAGGGCGGUGGAGAGGCAGCGGGCCAGGCUCUCGGAGCAGGAAGAGCUGCUGGCAGAGCUCCAGCGGCAGGCUCAGGAGAUCAAGCAGAGCAUUCUAUUCUCCAGCAGGAGGCCGACCUGGUGGAGCUGGAGCUUCAGCAGGGUGAGAUCGUGGGCAACGUGCUGGUGCCGAUCGACAGGGCAGCGCCCGCCGCCCCUAGCGCUCCAGACGUCACUACGCUCAUGGUCCGCAACAUUCCGAUGGCUGUGACGCAGAGGAAUUUGCUUGACCUCAUCGAUAGGUCUGGCUUCGCGAACCUCUAUGACCUCGCCGAUUUACCAACCGACUUCGACGCCGGGACCACGAAAGGGCACGCGUUUGUCAAUUUCGUCAACCCCAGUGACGCCUGGGAGUUCUCAGAAAUGUGGAACGGGGCGCGGCUGACUGGGGCUGGACCCGUCGCGGCCGUUCUCGAGGUCGGAGCGUCACAGCUGCAGGGCUAUAAGGAGAACGCCAGGAGGUGGAGCGCGAGCCGGCUGCGCCGCACGAGGAACCAUGAGCUCCACCCGUUCAUCGCCCAGAGGCUGGCUGCUGGGUGAAUGUUCGGUUGCACCAAUUCCUUGUUGUAGGCGACUCGGGAGGGGCGGGGGUCAAGGGCGCCGACAGGGAGAGGGUCACGAGCUCACCUCCACUGCAUCGCUCGUCUACGGGAGAAGUGCCCAGAAUAUCUCGAGGAGAUCGAUGACAUUGAUUGGGGUCGAUGUCAAGCGGUGAUCCUUUCCCUCCCUCCUGUCUGGUGCUUAUGCUGUACUCAAGACGCUCGCUGCUGCGUGGACCUCGGACAGUCGCAUUCAGAAGCAUUCACCGUGUCUCCUUGGCUGCCCGAGCUGCGCUGAGAGAUUCUGGCACUCCUGGAGGUGCCACAGGUUGGCUGGUCACUUCUCGAUUCCCAUCCUCUCGCCUGCUGCGGCGUGCUCAACUCCGCCCAUGCCUCGUUCGCCACCCCCGUCGCCGCCUGCUUCCCUCGGAGCGCUCUCCGUCCUCUCGCUUCUGCUGCCCAGCCGAGCCUUCGCCCCAGACGAGCCCAGGGCGUGGUCAGAGCUGACAGGUGUCCCGUUUGGCGGCCCACGUGCGGCGGCUCUUAUGGCUGAUGAGCCAAGGUGCGCUCCCCUGGGGGGCGCCCGAGGAGUUCGGCGGGGAG
Messenger RNA from Prorocentrum cordatum, 1245 nucleotides. The record is from the annotation of a GenBank genome assembly. Lineage: Eukaryota; Dinophyceae; Prorocentrales; Prorocentraceae.